Molecule: messenger RNA, 651 nt
Organism: Bradysia coprophila
Lineage: Eukaryota; Metazoa; Arthropoda; Insecta; Diptera; Sciaridae
Source: RefSeq, a predicted model, not a curated record
AGUAUUAUUUAAACGGUUGGUUUCGUACGUCGCACGUGUAGGCUUUGACUAAAUUAAAAAUUAUAAAAAUUGAAAAUGUGGCAAAUAUUGACGAUUACCUUGAUAUCCAUUAACUUUGUUGCCGGUCACACUAACUGUCCUGGCUUUUCGAACUACAAACACGACCCUACUUUGUCAAGUCAUCUCAACGGAGAAUAUUUGGUGGUAUAUACUACAUCCAGCUAUGUGCUCGAUUGUGAACGAAUUUCCUGGACUGUAGGACCUGGUAAUAACCGUACCGCUUAUCUUAAAGAUGCUGACGGUUGUUGCAGACGAAUCGACAAUUUUGACAGCUCUAAUCCGGAUUAUAUCGAGCAUGAUAUCAGUCCUCUAUCUACAUCUACAUGUUCCAAUCUACCGUCAACUGAACGAGUUAGCGAGAAAUUGAUCAGGAGUACUGCAUCUGGCACGAAUCUCUGCUUAUUCGUUUAUAUUUGUCACCUUUCUCGACAUGGUUUAUUGGUUUCUUGUCGCGAGAAACCCGAAGGUCUACCACUUUUGUUGAUGAUUGGAGAAAUUGUAAUGGAACUACUCAAUUUGCUUUUACCGAUACAAGUUUUAAAAACGGUAAAUCAUUCCAACUGCAUAUUUACUAACAAUUGUUUCUUUUAA